Messenger RNA from Plasmodium malariae, 1344 nucleotides. Its product is annotated as conserved Plasmodium protein, unknown function. Bases 1 to 1344 code for a protein of 447 amino acids. NCBI's taxonomy places the organism in Eukaryota, Apicomplexa, Aconoidasida, Haemosporida, Plasmodiidae. The record is from RefSeq and is a predicted model, not a curated record. The transcript is spliced from 5 exons.
AUGUUUUAUUUAGAUACACACAAUUUGCUCUAUGUUGGUAGUUGUUUUCUUGCGUCAGUAUGUACUCUGUGUGUAUGCAGAAAUCGAGAAUUAUUUCCUCACAUAAGUGAAAAUAAACCUAUUGGUCAGUUAUACCGUCUUCUUAAUAUUCAUAAAUAUGAAUCAUUCAGUAUUAUAAUUCAAAUUCAUCACAUAAAUUUAAAAUUUGGCGAUGAUGAUAAUAGCAAGUAUAUUGUUCAUCUGAAAAUAGGCAAUAGGUAUGCCUACACCCACUACUACAAGCAGUACCUCAAUAAGAUACACAUUGAAGAAAGAAAAAACUUGGCCGUUAAACAGAACAACACUAUAUUAACAGUAGAGGUUUAUAAAAAAGGGACUUUAAAAAAUACCUAUAUUGGAUCGGCUGAAAUUCAUAUAUAUACAGACAUAAUAAAAAAAUUAUUUCCUUGCAAUAUGUAUUUUAAUAUAGUUAACAAAAAUCAGAUUGUUGCUACAGCUUGUUUAUCUUUCCACUAUAUUAAUUUAGACUGUAUAAAAAAGGAUGAUCAGAUAUACACUUCUCUUUUCAUUGAAACUAUAAUAUCUGUUCAGAAAAACCAAAGUAAAAAUAAUGAGAAAAUAGAAUGGCUUAUAAACGAAGGUAUGGAGUACUUCGACGCGAUUAAAGAAACGGACGUUAGCUCAACCAUUUAUAAAAACAUAUCAAAUCUAGCGACUGAGGAUAAAAUUCGUCUCUUCUCAAAGAACCUGAAUGGAUAUCUACUGCAUAGCAAUUUCUACAUAAAAAGAUUUUAUAACAAGUAUUACUUUUACUUACACUUUUUUAAAGGAAAAUUUUACUGGUGUUACUACAAUGAAGAAUCGGACGCAAAGGUUGAUACGAACAGAGUUGGAUACAUACGACUGGAGUACGUAGUCAACGUGUACAGCGACGUUUACAGCCACAAAUACUUUUACAUAAAGUACAGGAAGAAAAGAGAAAAAAAAGAGAAUUAUUUAUACUUAAAAACCAUGGAUAAGGAUAGGAAUAUAUGGGUGAACGUUAUUCAUGAUUUUAUAAUUCUGACAAGUAAUUACAGGAGAGAAAAGAAAAAUAAGAGGAAUAAAAUUAAAGGGCUUCAAAACAAUUACGAAGAAGGAGGAGCUUCCAAAGAAGUAGUUGAAAUAAAUAAUAAAUUAUCUCAUUCUUUAUCAAAAAAUUCUAUGAAAAUUAAGUAUUUAAAUAAAAAAAAUGUUGUGGAAACGUCAAGUAACAUUGAUAACGAAGAAAAUUAUACAAAAUCGCCUGAACUGGGUCAUGUUGUUAAGGAUAUGGGUAAAAACAUGUAUAAUUACAGUGACUGA